AUGGCGGUCGUGCUGAGAACUGCUCUUGGUGUUUUAAUACUUAUUGCUAGUUUGCGUGUUAAAAAGUGUGCUUUCUUGAGCCCUGAUAGUGUGGGGUUAUCUAUUACUGGUAAUGAAGUAUCUUUCGACAUCGAAACUCACAUUCUAUCGAGUUUAUGGCAAGCAAAAGGUGGGAAAUUCAACUUUCGUGUGUGCUCAUCGAACCGAAGUCUGAUAAAUCUGCUGAUCUUAAUGUGUGGGGAUAUACAUUCCUGCCUUGGCCCAUCGCCAAUGGCUCAAUGUUUAUCGUGUCCAGCGUGCUUAAGAAAGAUAAGGAACAACCAGUCAAGAAUGAAAUGUAUAUCGUGUGAAAUGUUUUUUCACAUGAAAUGUUUUGGAGAAGAAGCCGAUCGAGUACGUACUUGCAAACUCUGUCAAACGCCGGUUCUUGAUUCCACAGACCCUAGGAUUGAUAACUGCAGUAUACUGAACGAACUGAAGGAUAUUGUUGAGUCCCGUGGAAUUAAGUUAAUACAUCAAAAUAUUUGCAGUCUCCUGAGGAAAAUGGACGAACUAAGACUAAUGAUAUCAGAAUUGAAAUCUGGUAUUCAUAUCUUAACCCUAUCGGAGACAUGGCUCGCAGAAAACAUCUCGGACGCAGAAAUUGAGAUCGCAGGGUAUCGAACAUUUCGGAAGGACAGAUGUUCUAAAGGGGGCGGAAUUGUGGCAUAUGUAAGAAAUGAUCUGGCAGUGGUGAAAAGGACGGACUUGGAAACUGUUGAUGUCGAAGGUUUAUGGCUUGAGAUAAGUUUGCCUAAGUCUCAUGGCUUUCUCGUUGGGGUGUUCUACAGGCCGCCUGACUCUUCAGAUUAUCACGAUUGUGAGUUUAUGCCUAAGUUUGAUGCAAUGUUGGAUCUGGCGAUCGAACAAGGUAGAGAAGUAAUCAUAACUGGUGAUUUCAACUGUGAUUUCCUCCCAGUCAAGGCAACUACAUCGUAUUGUAAACAACUUAAAUCUAUCCUAAGAGUACAAUAUUUCUCCCAAUUAAUCAACGCUGCUACACGUAUAACCAAAAGUUCUAACACUUUGUUAGAUCUUAUUGCUACAAACUUCCCACAAAACAUAAGCCGCUCUGGUGUAGUGUGUACCGGUUUGAGUGAUCAUGAGAUGGUUUACUGUAUUAGAAAAAUUAACUGGAAGAGGUCACCAGAAAGGAUUAGAACAGUAAGAAAUUAUGCAAAGUAUGAUGCGGCAAAGUUCUGCGAGGAUUGUGUCAAUGUCUUUAACAAUACCCUAGUAGAUACAUCAUGCUUAUCCGUUAAGGAACUUUGGUUACGGUUCAAGUCACUCUUUACUGAAAUAGCUGAUAGGCAUGCACCGUUAAUGAAUAAGAAAGUAAGGUCUAAUCACCCUUGUGCAUGGAUAAACAGCGAGAUUAAGAAAGAAAUCAGACAGCGUGACCAUGAACUUAAAAAGGCUAGGAAAUCUAAUUCAAAUGAAGAUUGGGCAACAUACCGUAGGACUAGAAAUAAAGUAACAAACAGAAUCCGCUCAGCGAAAGAAAAAUAUCAUAGGAAUCUUAUUUAUGACAAUAGUCAUAAUCCACGAUCGUUUUGGAAAACUAUGAAAAAGGUCUUUCCUGUAGAGAGUAAACAUGUGGCGACUAAUGUAUUGAUUGUAUUGAUUAAUGGGAAACUGAGUAAAGAUAAACAACAAAUUGCUAACGCAUUUGGUGUAUACUUUACUGAAACAGUAUCGCGGCUGCACCAAUCGUUUAGUAAUCUUUGUAACAACAUAGGAAAUAUUACAUCGCAGUGUUUUUUCAAUCGUUUAAACAGUGGUUUUGUAUUUAAAUUCGAGGAAGUGAAAGAGCAGUUUAUUCUAAAUAAUUUGCAUAAAAUUGAUGUUAAGAAAGCAGCUGGAUUAGAUAAUAUACCACCACGACUUCUGAAAGACACUGCUAAUGUUAUUGCCAGACCACUCACAAAGAUCAUUAACGUAUCCCUCGAACAAGGAACAGUGCCUGAUGAUUUCAAACUUGCUAAGGUAAUUCCUGUUUUUAAGAAAGGACAACCCGAAAAUAUGGACAACUACAGACCGAUCUCAGUUCUUCCCACAGUGUCUAAGCUAUUAGAGAAAGCAGUCCAUGAGCAGUUGUAUAGAUUUUUAACAACGAAUCAUCUCUUGAAUCCUUACCAGUGUGGUUUUCGUAAAUAUCACUCAACGGAAACUGCGGUUAUUUCUCUCACAGACUCUAUUCGAAGGAACAUUGACCAAAAGAUGCUUACAGGAGCCAUAUUUGUAGACCUUAGGAAGGCGUUUGACACCGUAGACCACUCCCUACUUUUGGCCAAGUUGGAGAGUUACGGCGUAGUUGAAAGUGAACUUGAGUGGUUUAGUAGUUACCUUAACGAUCGACCGCAAAUAGUUACCUUUCAGAAUAUGCAAUCAUUGCCAUGUAAUAUUUCGUCUAGAGUACCACAGGGGUCUAUUUUAGGGCCCCUACUGUUCGUCCUGUUUAUUAAUGAUCUUCCAGCAGCUGUUCAACAAUGCAAUGUUCUGAUGUAUGCCGAUGACACGGUACUUUUCUUCGCAGAGAGGGACAGUGGUGUAAUACAGAAUGUGUUAACAACCGAGCUGGAAAAUUUGAGAGCUUGGCUGAUGGAAAACAAACUGUCUCUUAAUAGGAAAAAAACAGAGACGAUGUUGUUUGGAACUAAUGCAAACUUAUCAAAGGUAACUAAUUAUGAGCUCUCAAUUGAUGGCUUUCCAUUGAAGCGUGUAACUGAUUAUUGUUACCUUGGUAAUACUUUAAAUGCAAAUUUGUCUUGGCAUUCACAUGUUGAUAAUGUAGCAAUGAAAGUGGGCAGAAGAAUUGGCAUGUUACGUCGACUACGUAACAACCUGACCCUAAAUGCGGCGGAAACGGUUUAUAAGUCGUUCAUUCGCCCUCUUAUGGAGUAUGGGGACAGUAUUUGGACGUGCUGUGGUGAGCAAAACAAAGGAAGGCUCGAGAUACUCCAAAAGCGUGCUGCCAGAGUGAUUUCCAGGUACACGCGAAGUGAUGACGCAAUGGAAAGUCUCAGAUGGGACAGCUUAGAAUCAAGAAGAGACGUACAUGUUCUCAAACUGGUUAAAAAAUGUAUUCUACGGAAAUGUCCACAAUUUUUUAAUAAUUAUUUUGUUUUUAAUCGUGACAGUUCCUCGCGAAUAACAAGACAAUCAGACAAACUUCGUUUGCCUAAAGUAAGAACUGAAUCUGCAAAGAAUUCUUUUUAUUAUUAUGGAUGCAAGGUUUUUAAUAAGUCUAAUUAA
This is a messenger RNA of Paramuricea clavata, 3294 nucleotides long. Lineage: Eukaryota; Metazoa; Cnidaria; Anthozoa; Malacalcyonacea; Plexauridae. The record is from the annotation of a GenBank genome assembly.